AUGGCGGCGCUGUACGACUUCUAUGCCAAGAGAGAACAGACUAAGAAGGGGAGGGCCGUCUGGGCCGCUAUAAAUAUAGUUGUCGCCAUCGGUUACCGCAUCCGCACGACAGAAAACGCCGACAUUACAGUUGCAUUCGACAACGAGAAGGUUCUCCGAUGUAUCGACAAUGCCCGGUCCGUUCUUGAGGAAUUGGUCACGCGAGAGGAAGACACCCUCGGGAUCCAGGUUCUCCUAGGUCUAGUCAUUCUCUUCCAGGCGGAUACGGACCAGAAACCAUCGUCCAUGUUGAUAGGCACCGCCGUCAGACUGGCCCACAGGCUACAACUUCACGCCAAAUCCUCCUUAUCCAACUUCGCUCCGGAUGUGGCGAGGCACAGGAGUAAUAUAUUCUGGCUGUGCUACUCUCUGGACAAGGACGUCAGCCUCCGGACAAAAGUCCCGUCUGUUCAGCAGGACGAAGACAUAGACCUUGACCUUCCCGGGGCGGCCCCGGAAGACGACGGCGCCUAUUUCAAAGGCGUCGAUGGGCGCUCACAGUUCCAUUAUCUUCGCGCUAGGGUCCAGCUGGCCUCGUUGGAAGGGAAAACCUACGACUGGCUUAUCAGUAACCGGUCGGCAAAGCUGUCUUUAGAAGCCCGUCAGGAGAAGCUUCUACUCCUCUCUCGACUCCUCGUUCAGUGGCGGCAAACGAUACCAGAAUCGCUACAGCCGGACAGAAUGGCUGACAACCUCGAAAAGGCACCCUUAAUCCAUAUGACCUAUCUGUAUCACACCUACAUGUUGUGCCUUAUCCACGCCAACGGCCUCUAUUCCGUCGAUUCGUCGUGGAUAAGAUGGAUCAGCCGCUCUAGUAGAGCGAUGUUCCAUGAUUUCGACGCCCAAGAAAACGUGUCCAUGAAGCACCACCAGCCGCUGCUGCCACAUGCUUGGGAGGCUUGCGUGCAGGUUAGUCGCGCUUGUCUGAAGAUGCUGCCCGACGAACUUAUUACGGGAUACAAUAUAUGGUUGAACGGCUGCGCAUACUUUUCCGCGUUCGUCGUCUUGCUAAUUAAUGUGGUAUACUAUCCCCUCCAUGAGCUGGUGCAGAACGACCGAGAGCUGGCCACGAGCGGCAUGGGGCGUAUUCGAAAAUUACUCGAGCACACAAGAUCAGAGAGCCACAAGGAACUCUACAUCGUGCUCGUCGAUCUGGGGAGGGCGGCGGAUUAUGCGCCGGACAGAGCGUGGGAAGCUACGACGGGCCCUAGCCAGUGGGGAGCUUCGGAUUACCACAACCCUCGUGCCGAGCAUUCCAUCGUCUCAAAGUGGCAUCACGACAUCGGCAGAGAGUCCACGCUCGUUCUCGACCUGGAGGCUGGCCCUGUCUAUAUCCCCUUCAUGAAUCCCCCAGCUGCCCUCUUCUUGCCGUCUACCAUUACAGCCACCCGUAUCCUUCUCAAGCACCGCAUACCCCUCCAGUCAUUCCUCGCUCACCCGGUGAGGUCAUUGUCACGAUCUGCUUACCGAGCUAUGCCUCAAUUUAAACUUAGAGAUGUAACCUCGCUAUCGCUGCAGCCCGGCGAUAAGCAGGAGGUCGAGGUCGAAGGCAUCGAGGGCGCCAAGGUGCUUCUGCUCAAUGCCGGCGGCAAGAUCCAGGCCACCGGCCCUAAGUGCACCCAUUACGGUGCCCCUCUCGUCAAGGGCGUCCUAACCAAGGCCGGGCGGUUGACUUGUCCGUGGCAUGGAGCUUGCUUCAACGUCCAGACCGGCGACGUCGAAGACGCGCCCGCCUUAGACGCUCUGCAAGUAUUCAAAGUUGUCGAGAAAGAUGGCUCCGUCUACGUCGAGGGCGAGGAGGGGGCCAUCAAGUCGGGGAGACGGAAGCCGAAUUUCAAAUGCAGCGCGAGCAGCAGGCCGCUGGAGAAUCGGGUUGUUGUCGUAGGCGGCGGCAGCGGAGCUAUCGGGGCUAUCGAAGGGCUCAGAGAAAAGCGCUUCACCGGGCCCAUCACCAUGAUCUCGAAAGAAGGCUACCUGCCCAUCGACCGACCCAAGCUAUCGAAAGCCCUCAUCGCAGAUCCCACCAAGAUCCAGCUGAGGGACCACGAAUGGUUCAAGUCCGGCUCGGUCGAGAUAGUGGACGACGAGGUCGUCGACAUCGACCUCGUCAACAAAGUAGCCAUCACUAAGAACAACGAGAGGCACGUAUACUCAAAGUUGAUUCUGGCUACCGGCGGUUCCCCCCGGAACCUGCCUCUGCCCGGCUUCAAAGUGCUUGAGAACAUCUUCCCGCUACGGACGGUCCACGAUACGAAGAGGAUCGUUGACGCUAUCGGCAGCAAGGGCAAAAAGAUCGUCAUCAUCGGGAGCAGCUUUAUAGGUAUGGAGGUCGCCAACGCAACCGCCGCGGACAACGACGUCACCGUCGUCGGGCAGGAGAGCGUCCCACUAGAGAGGGUGCUGGGCAAGGACGUUGGCGCAGGGCUACAAAAGGGGCUGGAAGGCAAGGGCAUCAAGUUCCAUCUGUCCGCCGCCGUCGACAAGGCCGAGCCCUCAGGCUCGGACCCGUCCAAGGUCGGGUCGGUCUACCUGAAGGACGGCACGCAGCUGGCGGCCGACCUGGUCAUCCUGGGGGUCGGCGUGGCGCCAUCGACGGAGUACCUCAAGGAGAACAAGGCGGUCCGGCUGGAAGCCGACGGGUCGCUGAAGACGGACGAGAACUUCCUCGUGGCGGGGCUGGAGGACGUGUACGCCGUCGGGGACAUCGCCUCGUUCCCGUACCGCGGGCCCGGCGGCGAAGGCGCCCUCGCGCGCAUCGAGCACUGGAACGUGGCGCAGAACCAGGGCCGCGCCGCCGCCCGCCACAUCGCCAACCCGGCGCUCGCGCCCGCCUUCUUCCUCCCCGUCUUCUGGUCCGCGCUGACCGGCCAGCUGCGCUACUGCGGCAACCCCGCCCGCGGGUGGGACGACCUCGUGCUGCAGGGCGACCCCAGCGCCGCCAAGUUCGUCGCGUACUACUGCCGCGGCGAGACCGUCGUGGCGAUGGCGAGCAUGGGCGCCGACCCGGCCAUGGCGCAGUCGGCCGAGCUCAUGACGCUCGGCGCUAUGCCGUCCAAGACGGAGCUCCGGGCCGGGCUUGAUAUCCUGACUGUGCCGCUGCCGUAG
Messenger RNA from Durotheca rogersii, 3144 nucleotides. RefSeq lists its product as uncharacterized. Gene Ontology annotation, cellular component: cytoplasm. Gene Ontology annotation, molecular function: zinc ion binding; oxidoreductase activity, acting on NAD(P)H; 2 iron, 2 sulfur cluster binding. The transcript has 7 exons. Gene Ontology annotation, biological process: DNA-templated transcription. NCBI's taxonomy places the organism in Eukaryota, Fungi, Ascomycota, Sordariomycetes, Xylariales, Xylariaceae. The record is from RefSeq and is a predicted model, not a curated record. The coding region runs from base 1 to 3144 and encodes 1047 amino acids.